AUGGCACCGAAAAAGCCGUCGUCGAGGUGGUGGUUCUGGACAAAGGUCAUGCUCGGUGGCGCUGUGGUCGCUGUCGGCGGACCUGCCUUUACUAUGUGGUUGACUCCCACCGAAGAGGAGCUGCGAUCGAGAUAUAACCCCGAACUACGAAAGAAGAGCUUGGAGAACCGGGAGGAGCGACAGCAAGAGUUUGACGACUUUGUGACACGAUUGAAGGAGUACUCCAAGUCGGACAAGCCCAUCUGGAUCGUGGUGAAGGAGGAGGAAGAGCGAAAGAAGAAGGCCGCGGCUGCAGCGGCCAAGGCGUCACAGAAAGAAACUGAUGCCCGACGAGAAGAGAUGAGACGGGAAGCUGGUCUGGAUUCGAAAUAA
Molecule: messenger RNA, 372 nt
Organism: Fusarium keratoplasticum
Lineage: Eukaryota; Fungi; Ascomycota; Sordariomycetes; Hypocreales; Nectriaceae
Product: Cytochrome b mRNA-processing protein 4
Exons: 3
Coding region: 1-372 (123 amino acids)
Biological process (GO): mitochondrial respiratory chain complex III assembly
Cellular component (GO): mitochondrial membrane
Source: RefSeq, a predicted model, not a curated record